Nasonia vitripennis (jewel wasp) is the source of this 2073-nucleotide messenger RNA. Its product is annotated as lipase 3. The record is from RefSeq and is a predicted model, not a curated record. The transcript is spliced from 7 exons. Bases 747 to 2015 code for a protein of 422 amino acids. Gene Ontology annotation, biological process: lipid metabolic process. Gene Ontology annotation, molecular function: hydrolase activity, acting on ester bonds. NCBI's taxonomy places the organism in Eukaryota, Metazoa, Arthropoda, Insecta, Hymenoptera, Pteromalidae.
UAUAAAUAUAGUCAUUAGCACCCAAACCCGAUCCUAUUAAAAACUUUGUUUCGAUUUGCGUUUACUGGCAUGCCGUCAGAUUAUAAUGUGACCAAGAGUCAUCUCAACUUUGAGAUCGCGAAGACUAUUUAUAGUUCGACCCAAUAGGCAGGGUUCUAUUUUUGUAUUAUAAUCAUCGAUGCGUUUUCAUUGUAUGCAAAAAUGUUCGUUGUUGACUUACAAAGUGUAUAUCAAUUAGAUCGUAAGAAAAGUCGUUUGUUCAUAAGAAAACUUUUUUGCUAACUUCACAAGUACUUGCUUGGUUUUAAAAAAACUCAGGCGGUAUAAAUGCGUCGCUUCUCAAUCCAAAGAACGCCGGUUCAGUCCUCAGUGAAGACGGAUUUGUUCAAAAUUCAAAACUCAUACUCUUAUUUUUAUCGGCUUAUCAAAUAUUCAAUAGUUUUAUAUGACUCAUAUUACACUCAUUGAUACAUACAACUCAAAAAGUUCGCUCUUUUACAACCAGAACCAAUCGCAUACUCGACAAUAUCUCCGCAGUAUCACGUAAAGCUUAAUCAGUAGUUAAUAAUAAAUAUUUAAUUAUCAACAGUCCUCGAGUAUAGUUAUCGCGCACUUGAAAAUCCCUUAAUCCUUAAAUCUUUAAUAAAUACUCAAAAAUCGUAAUUCUUUAUGCACUUACCUCUGAGAGACACGUUCGAAGAGGCAAAAAUCACUUUAUUCAGUGAGCAACGUGCCAAUCAUCCGUGAUGUGGUUAAUUUUGUUAUUGAGUGGAUUCAUUGGUUGCGGCUUUGGACAGUCACGUAUAGGAUUUCUGGACUAUGUCAGGCCGCUGAGCAUCAGACGCGAAGAGGACCCAAAUGGAGCACUGGGAAAACUGCCUGUCCUUGACUUUUUGGGUUUAGUAACUCGUCAUGGCUAUCCGGCUGAGCAACACCAGGUCAUAACGACAGAUGGUUACCGAUUACGACUCCAUCGGGUUCCAGGAAGUCCAAGGUCACCACCAGGGCUUGGAAAACCAGUGAUUUUCAUACAUCACGGCAUAUUGGCAUCGUCCGAUGCAUGGAUCCUCGCUGGACCUGACAGGGAUCUAGUUUACAUAUUAGCAGACGCCGGCUACGAUGUCUGGUUAGCUAACGCACGUGGCAACACCUACUCUAGGUCACACGUUCACCUGUCACCAGAUCACGAUCCCGAAUUCUGGAAGUUCAGUAUACACGAAAUCGCUUUGUACGACGCGAGUCGUGCGAUCGACUUUAUUCUGGAGCGAACCAGCCAACAAUCCUUGAUCAUUACAGCCCACUCUAUGGGCACUACUGUGACUAUGAUUCUGUUGUCCAGUAGACCGGAAUACAAUGCUAAGAUUCGACUGGCUAUCUUUAUGGGCGGAGUUGGAUCCUGGAAACAUCCGAGAAAUUUCAUAAAGCUUAUCAAGGAGAAUGGACAACUUGUACAGAGCGUUAUUCGAGCAUUACAAAUAACGGAGUUCCUACCGCAGACUGAGGCAACCGGUGAGCUUCUCAAUGCUACUUGUCGAGAUGGCAGUCCUUUUCAGCAUCUCUGUACCAGCCUCACCCAGUUCUUCGUUGGCUAUGAUCCCGAUCUGCUCGACACAAAACUACUGGCUAAAGCGUACUCUUACCUCCCAGCAGGAGUAUCAGCGCAGACUUUGACGCAUAAUUAUCAGAAUAUAAAAGCUGGCAAGCUGCAGUUGUACGAUCAUGGCCCGGUCGGUAAUAUCGAACACUAUGGUCAGAAUACUCCGCCCCUCUACAACUUGGAGAAUAUCGUCAUACCUGUCGUUUUGAUCUACGGUAACGGCGACACUAUUGCUUCACCGGAAGACUCGUUGGAUCUGGCAAAUCGGUUGAGAUACGCGAGAGCAGAAAUAGUACCACAUGACGGUUUCAAUCACUUUGACUUUCUAUGGGCGAAGGACGUCAAGCGACUUCUCCAAGAUCGCAUUAUGCAGUUAAUCGAAAGCGCCGAAAAAUAUGGAAGCUUCAGUGUACUGUAAAUAAAUCCAUUAAAUGGCACAAUAAAUUCGUGCAUUAGAAACCAAAAAUAGCAAAAAA